Kluyveromyces marxianus DMKU3-1042 is the source of this 2325-nucleotide messenger RNA. It is a transcript of the gene VPS70, whose product is annotated as M28 family metallopeptidase. The record is from RefSeq and is a predicted model, not a curated record. Lineage: Eukaryota; Fungi; Ascomycota; Saccharomycetes; Saccharomycetales; Saccharomycetaceae. Bases 1 to 2325 code for a protein of 774 amino acids. The transcript has a single exon. Gene Ontology annotation, molecular function: carboxypeptidase activity.
AUGGUAGCUAUUGAUUCACAGGACUUCCCUGUUGAGAAGAAAGAUGAAUUCCAAGACAUUGAAAGCAAUUUGAGAGGCUCUAGAAGACGGAGCCAGACCAAAAUAAAGAUAUUCUGUAAGGUUUUGACUUUGUUUAUUAUAUAUCAAUUAUGGAGCACUGGUAUAAGCUUUUUAAACAAGCCUUUGUCUGAUGACAGGGACAGAGCUAAGGCAACUCCGAAUGAACUAGCUUAUCUAAAGACUUUGGAAGAUAGUAAUUUUGCGGGCAAUUGGUCUGAAAAGUUGACAUCAGUUCCUCAUUUGGCUGGCCAAGGUAUCGAAUUGGUGAACUGGACUGCUUCUAAGUUUGAGGAGUACGGUUUAGAGACCGAGGUAGAAGCGUUUGACAUAUACUUGAACUAUCCUGUGGCCAACGGAUUAACAUUAUUGCAUGAUGGGAAAUCUGUUUACAAGGCCAAUCUAACGGAGGAUGUUAUAUCUGAAGAUCCUACAACGGGUGGUGAUGAUUUAGUUCCAGCAUUCCAUGGAUAUUCUGCUUCUGGGAAUGUGACUGCGGAAUAUGUGUACGUUAACUAUGGUACAAAAGAGGAUUUCGAUUUAUUGCAGGAAAACAAUGUGCCAUUGGAAGGGAAAAUUGCCAUUGUGAGAUAUGGCCAUAUAUUCCGUGGUUUGAAGGUGAAAUUUGCGCAGGACGCAGGUUGUGUUGGUGUUUUGAUUUAUUCUGAUCCAGGCGACGAUUUCUUCCAAGAGGCAAAGGGGGACAAGCCCUAUCCUUACGGACCUGCAAGACAACCUUCAUCUUUACAGCGUGGCUCAGUUCAGUUCCUAUCUCAAUCUCCUGGUGAUCCAACCACUCCUGGUAGGCCAUCUCAAGGUGAUGACGUAGUCCGUGAAGAUCCAUAUGGGUCUAUUCCAAAGAUUCCAUCUUUACCAAUUUCUUUCAGAGAAGUGCAGCCAAUAUUGAAGAAGCUAAACGGUCAUGGGAUCAAAGGCUCGCAGAUAGGCGGAAGUAAGUGGGUUGGAAACCUUCCAGGCUUUGAGUACUGGACUGGCCCUAGCCCAAAGAACACCUUGAACUUAUACAACGAGCAGAAAUACGAUAUCGUCCCAAUUUACAAUGUAUACGGUACAUUACAUGGUUCAGAUCCCAAGGCUGGCUACAUAAUGGUAGGGAACCAUAGGGAUGCCUGGAUCAAAGGAGGUGCUUCAGAUCCUAACAGCGGCAGCGCUGUUGUUCUUGAAAUAAUAAGAUCUCUCCACGAGUUAACUAAGACUGGUUGGAAACCUAAAAGAACAAUCAAAUUCGCAUCUUGGGAUGGUGAAGAGUACGCCUUGUUGGGAUCAACUGAGUUCGGUGAGAAAAACGCAGAAGAGUUGAAGAAAAAUUUGAUUGCAUAUCUAAAUGUUGAUGUUGCAGUCGACGGUGGGCAAUUAAAAAUUGCCUCGUCCCCAUUCUUAAACAACGCUAUUAACGAGGCUUUAGCAUUAGUAGAUUAUCCAUCGGAGGAAAAUGUUUCCUUGCAUGAGCACUUCUACAAUCACUCAAAAAUCGGGAUCCUUGGUUCUGGUUCUGAUUACACUGUUUUCCUUGAACAUUUGGGUAUUUCUUCCUUGGACACUGGCUUCAGUGCCACUUGGAAGGAUCCAGUUUACCACUACCAUUCCAACUAUGACUCCUUCCAUUGGAUGUCUACAAUGGUAGAUCCAGGUUUCAAAUUGCACAAUGCUUUAGCCAAGUUCUUAGGUACCCUGACGUUAAGAUUAACCGAAGAUGAACUCAUCAACACCAAGGUUGCUGAUUACUCUGGCGAACUUUUGAAGUACUAUAAAUCUAUUGAGAGCAAGGUCCCACAGAGCUGGUUAAACAUCACCAACCAUAAAGGCAAACCACUCAAGAAGAUAAUCGAGAAGACCAAACUUAGAUUGGAAGAAUUUGACGAGGCCGCAACAACCUUUGAUACCUACUUAACGGAUUUGAGCCGUCAAUUGGAACACAAAGGCUCGUUACCAUUCUGGAAGCGUAUUAGACUACAUUUCCAAGCGGUGCAUGCAAACUUUAAAUUGCGUUACUUAGAAAGGGCCUUUUUGCACAAGAAAGGUUUGAAGGGAAGACCAUGGUUUAAGCACAUGAUUUUUGCUUCUGGUAGAUACACCGGAUAUGAAGGAUUUGUGUUGCCGGGUUUAACUGAAGCGAUUGAAGAUGAAGAAGUGAAGGACUUCAUUCGCUGGAACAAGAUAUUCCUGCGUAAGGUAUCUGCCCUUGCAGACUCUUACAAACUCAAGGACAAGAACGGGUCAACCAAAAUGCGCUGUAUGCACUGGUAA